Molecule: messenger RNA, 1437 nt
Organism: Letharia lupina
Lineage: Eukaryota; Fungi; Ascomycota; Lecanoromycetes; Lecanorales; Parmeliaceae
Exons: 2
Coding region: 1-1437 (478 amino acids)
Source: RefSeq, a predicted model, not a curated record
AUGACAGAGAAGCCUCCAUCGAAAGAUGCCUCCCCCGCCGCCUCUUCCAAGGCGGCGGGCAAUCCAGCGCUUCGAAUGAUGGGACUACCAAAUUUCAAAUUCAAGCUACCCUCUCGCAAUUGGCUUAUCUUUGGGACGAUAACUGGCUCCUUCACUUCGACGCUUCUGUAUGACCGCUAUCACAAGAGGAAAGCGCAGCGAAAAUGGUGCACCUUGGUCUCCCAUCUCGCACAAGAACCUUUGCCUGUCAACAUGAUGCCCCGGAGAAUCACCAUCUUUCUGACCGCGCCACCUGGGGAUGGACUUCGAGUAUCUCGAGACCAUUUUCAUGAGUAUAUUAAGCCUAUAUUGGUGGCUGGAGCUAUGGAUUGGGAUGUCGUUGAGGGCCGCAGAGAAGGAGAGGUAAGGGCAGGACUUGCGGAGAAGAUAAGAAAACUUCGAAAACGAAAUGGCGAGACUUCGCAAGCUGAGUCUAGUGAAGAGAGCCAAGAAGAUUUGUACCAGGAAAUGCGGAAAAUGGCUGGAAUCAAGGAUUGGGAUGGCGUGCAGGGCGAUCUGGUUCUGGGCAGACACACCUGGAAGGAGUACAUACGUGGUCUUCACGAGGGCUGGCUAGGACCCUUAGACGAAGUUCAACCUCCCGAACCAGAAACAACAGAUCUACAACCGCUGGCACCUCACUCUCCAGACUCCCCCCUUCCAGAGAUGCCAGCUUCAGGAACACCCUCCUCUUCUCCACCCCAAACCGACCCACCAACGCCCGAACUUCCGUCUGAAAAGCCUACUGGAAAGCCUGAAAAACCACCCAUCACGCCUCCUUACAUUACGCCUUUCGAAUAUGCGUCUUCGCGAGCGGCUCCCACGCUCCCUACUUCCCUCUCCCCAUCACUGCCCGUCGCUCUUCCCCACCUCCUCGGCUUCUUCAACUUUCCUAUACGCAUCCAUCGCUUCCUCACCCGGCGGCACCUCGCUAACGCCACCGGCGCCUCUGUUGCAGCUCUAGUCCUCGCAUCUCAUUCACGCCCAUUUACCCAAUCCACCGACUUCGCUUCUGCCACCGACCCAGACGACGAUGCCUCGCCCAGCAUGAAUGACCAGACUGAAAGUGCUGUCACGCAAAUAAAAGAAGUGUGGGAGCAAGAAGUGGUAUUAAGGGAGGAAGAGUCAGAGUGGCAUAAGAGCGCUUGGAAGUCAAAUGAGGAGGGAGAUAUGAGGGAGAGAGUGUGGCAGGAAAGGAUGGUUGUUGACGGAAGGAUUGGGAGUAGGAUGAAAUGUUUCGAACUGAGAAAUGGUCAAGAGGAAGAGGCGGCGAAGCUCGAUGCGGCAAAACGACAAGAGGAUGAAGGAUAUGUAGAGAGGGCAAAGAAGUGGGCUGGCUUGGGUUCAAAAGAGAAGCCUGGGUGGGAGACGGGUCUUGAGGGAGAUGAAAGCGCGUGA